This is a messenger RNA of Astyanax mexicanus (Mexican tetra), 2798 nucleotides long. It is a transcript of the gene dmbx1b, whose product is annotated as diencephalon/mesencephalon homeobox 1b. Gene Ontology annotation, molecular function: RNA polymerase II transcription regulatory region sequence-specific DNA binding; DNA-binding transcription factor activity, RNA polymerase II-specific. The coding region runs from base 182 to 1312 and encodes 376 amino acids. Lineage: Eukaryota; Metazoa; Chordata; Actinopteri; Characiformes; Acestrorhamphidae. Gene Ontology annotation, biological process: regulation of transcription by RNA polymerase II. The transcript has 5 exons. The record is from RefSeq and is a predicted model, not a curated record.
AGGGCACUCCGUGGGGCAGGACCGCGUGCAGGAUCACAGAUGGACCUCCACUUCCUUCAGCACUCCCACUCUCACUAACCUGGAGCACUCUAAUCAAACACAUCCUCUCCACCAUUUACUCUGAAUCCUUAUCCACGGAGGAGAGCGCGCGGCGGAGUGAAGCGAGCAGUCGACCUUCACGAUGCAGCAUUACGGAGUGAACGGCUACUCUCUGCAUGCCAUGAACUCUCUCAGUGCCAUGUAUAACCUUCACCAGCAGGCAGCGCAGCAGGCACAGCAUGCGCCCGACUACCGGCCUUCAGUCCAUGCCCUCACUCUCGCAGAGAGACUUGCUGACAUCAUCCUGGAGGCCCGUUACGGUUCUCAGCACAGGAAGCAGCGCAGGAGCCGCACGGCCUUCACCGCCCAGCAGCUGGAGGCUCUGGAGAAAACCUUCCAGAAAACGCACUACCCCGACGUGGUCAUGAGGGAGCGGCUCGCCAUGUGCACCAACCUGCCUGAGGCUCGAGUUCAGGUCUGGUUUAAGAACAGGCGGGCAAAGUUCCGUAAGAAGCAGCGCAGCCUGCAGAAGGAGCAGCUCCAGAGGCAGAAGGAUGCAGGGACGGAUGCAGGACAGGAGGCUGAGAAAGGAGGAGCUCCGCCCUCAACCACAUCAGAGUCUCAGACUCCUCCCCACUCCCAGGCAGAAGGACAGCAAUCUGCACUUCCCCCACCUGCCGACCUCACUGAGGAAGUGAAUGUGACCUCACCUGAGCAGUCAGGGGCGGAGUCGGGAGCGGAGGAUUUGACGGACAGGGAGGACGAGCAGCCGUGUUUCAGAGGGGAGGUGAAAGCCGCAGGGCCACACUUACCUGACGAGAGUUCCCCAUCCUGCAAACCACUCAGUCCAAAAUCAGACUCUCCCCUCAGCUCCCCCUCUCUGCCCUCCUCCAGCGGGGUCAGCAGCAGCGGUUUGGCCCAGAGUAACUCCUACGCCUCGUCUCCGCUCAGCCUCUUCCGUCUGCAGGAGCAGUUCCGGCAGCACAUGGCCGCCACCAACAACCUGGUGCACUACCCGUCCUUCGACAUGGCCACUCCGUCCUCAUUACCGUAUUUGGGCAUGGGCGUGAACAUGGCAGCACCUCUGGGCUCACUGCAGUGCCAGUCUUACUACCAGUCCCUGUCCCAGGCCCAGCAGGUGUGGAGCAGCCCUCUGCUUCAGGCUGCAGGAACGCUACCCAGUAUGAACAGCAAGACCACCAGCAUCGAAAACCUGCGCAUGAGGGCCAAACAACACGCAGCUUCACUGGGCCUGGACACUUUACCUAACUGAGAAAGACGCAUCAGCUUAUGGACGCUGAAAAUUCAUUAAUGUACAGGAAUGGAAUGCUGCUUGACUGAUAAUGAAGAAGGACUGGCCUCUAUAUUACUGUGGUUUGAAAUCAGCACAUCACUUUGACACUCUGUACCCAGUUCAACUCAGAGAAGCUGGAAUUGGAUGCUGCUAGACUGAAAAAAGGAUUGGUUUCUGCAUUAAACUGUGGUCACACUUUCGGCUUGAAGAGGGAGAUAAUACUUAAUUUUGGAUCGAGCAGAAAGUUUAAUUCAGACCUACAGACUUUUCAGUGUGGUCCAAAUUGAACCAUGGUCUGCAUAAAAGGACUACAAUUUGGUCCAACCAAAAGAGAUGAUCUCAGCCUGGGUCAACUGGACUAGAACAGGGUUCUUUCUCGCUUGAAAAAACUGGUGUUGUCUGAAAUUUGAAUCCCCUUUAUGCAAUCUGGGCACAAUAUAUAACAAUUAUACUGGUGAUUCCUGUAUCUACUGUAACUGUAGAAUAACCCAUAUUUAUUAAUAGAAAUUAAAAGGAAUCCAAGGGUAAACUGUUAUGCUGAUUUGCUUCCUGUACUCGAAGACAGUUGGAUACUGGCAGAAAAGCAGAAUUUUGCACAACACCUGGUUACAUUUCUGAAUUGUCAACUUGCCAAGGUCCAGUGCCAAUCAGCAUCAAGCAUAGGUAGAUGCCGCCCACAUGAUGAUGAUGAUGACAAGAAGUAGCAAAGUUGUUUAGUGCGCUCAGGCACUAAACUGCAGUGUGAAACCAAAUGUAUACACAAACAAAAAAAAAGGAAACAUGGCUCAGACUUUGGUCCAAAUUUUGCAGCUAUAAGCAACAGUUUUAGGCAAUUAUCUCAUUUAGCAAAUUUUAUUCCCAUUCACCCUCACUGUGGCUUUACUUACAUUAAAAUCCCUUUAGCCUGACUUGGACACUCAACUCACCUUCUAACAAGAACAAGACCUGCAAAUUCACAGAACUGGAAUCCUGAUAAGCUCAUCUUUAUAUAAGCACUGCUAAGGACAGAAAUUACCUCAAAACUAAUAAGGUGGAUUUUUGGAAAUGGUAAAACCAAGCAUCUGUCUUUCUCCUGGUCUGGUUAAUAUGCAGUGGAUACUGAAAAACGAUUGCAUAUUAACAUUUUUUGCCAUACACACCAACUGCAGAACACUAAGACUUCUUAAAUGACAAAAAGCCAUCCAUUGGACUGUGUAAAUAUGCUACAGCUACAGAAUUUGAAGAGGACGUUACAUUCAUACUUUCAUUCUGUCCCUUUGUGGAUGUUGUAAGUGACAAGUCGGAACUGACUAAAACAUUAAUUUGAUCCUAAAUGGACUGAAGGAACAGUGUAUGAUAAUCGUAAACAUUCUUCCAUCAUAUUAUGUAUGUAUUGCCAUUUCUGACUUUUCUCUGGAUUGUUUACGUAAAUGUGAAUAACUUAUCUGUGAAAUGCAAGGGAAUAAACCACAUAUAUGAAACGCAA